AUGAGAAAGCAGAAGAUAUUCAAACCAUUCACGUACUUUGAACUCAUAAAAGAUGCUAUAGCACACUACGAACAGUGUCACGCAACCAGUAGUGAGGUAUUUGCAUAUGCCACUGCCAAAUAUCCACACAUAUUCCUACAGUCUAAUUCUGUGACUUGGAAGAAUAAUAUUAGACAGGUUCUCUCUAAACACCCUGAAUUCAUCAAAAUUGCCACCACUAGAAACAACAAGAAAACAAACUGUUGGAAAUUCAUCGAAUUGGAUGAAAUAAGACACAAUGAAAAGGUCCUAAUGAAAUACCUGGCACAAGAUGACGAGUCAAAAGAGAACAUUAGUGACUUAUUUUAUUUGUAA
Molecule: messenger RNA, 354 nt
Organism: Enterospora canceri
Lineage: Eukaryota; Fungi; Microsporidia; Enterocytozoonidae
Source: the annotation of a GenBank genome assembly